This is a messenger RNA of Hemibagrus wyckioides, 2458 nucleotides long. It is a transcript of the gene mfsd2al2, whose product is annotated as major facilitator superfamily domain containing 2a-like 2. Gene Ontology annotation, cellular component: membrane. The coding region runs from base 373 to 2184 and encodes 603 amino acids. Gene Ontology annotation, biological process: carbohydrate transport. The record is from RefSeq and is a predicted model, not a curated record. Gene Ontology annotation, molecular function: symporter activity. The transcript is spliced from 14 exons. NCBI's taxonomy places the organism in Eukaryota, Metazoa, Chordata, Actinopteri, Siluriformes, Bagridae.
UCUGAAUCAACCCUCUCAGAAUUGUGCUUCAUUCAUCUUUACUGUUCUCCAUACAAGAAAGAAGCACAAAAAUAAAAUGUAAAAGCCUAAAAGGAACUGCGUGACGUAGGUGUUCCAAUGAAAAUCCGAUCAAAAGAGGAGAAUUUGAUUAUGACGUAUUCUAGCUUUUGGGAAAGCUAACCCCAUGGCAGGUCAGGGUAUUUUGUUGGGUAGAGUGUCAGGGAUUAGUAGGUGUUGAACAGGUGAGAUCUUAAAUUUCACUCCUCCCAAGAGUCCAGAAAACCCACGUACGAUCUUGGCUCGAGUUGGAACGUUAAUGUGUCCAAAAAUUUCAUCAGAUUUUCAUCUACUAAUAAUAAAGGUGGCACUAGUAUGACCCUGGUUGAAGCAUUCCAGAAUAAGCUACAGUCAUGGAAAGAGUCGAUUUCUUCCUGCACCAAGGCUGAUGAAGAUGAGAAAGGCAGAAAGACUUAUAACCAUGCAGGAAUCCCUCUGGCCACAAAGCUGUGCUAUGCUAUUGGAGGAAUUCCAUAUCAGGCAAUGAACAUUACCCUGGGCUUCUCCUUCCAGAUAUUUCUACUGGAUGUAGUGCAAAUGGAAGCGUUCUAUGUCUCUCUGAUCUUGUUUGUCACUCGGGUGUGGGACGCAGUAACCGACCCUCUCAUUGGGUACCUGGUGAGCAAGAGUGGGCGGACCCCAAUAGGCAAGCUCCUCCCUUGGUCAGUUUUGUCCAUGCCAAUGGGCAUUCUGUCUUAUGUCUUCCUCUGGUUCAUCCCACAUGCUGCAGACAGCUCCUCAGUUGGUGUGCCCUGGUACCUCAUCAUCAGCUGUCUCUUCGAGACUCUAAUGAGUUGCUAUCAUGUCCCGUAUAUGUCACUUAAUAUGUUUCUGGGAGGAAGCGAGAGGGACAGAGAUUCAGCCACAGCCUACAGAAUGAGUGCGGAGGUGUUGUCGAUGCUGCUGGCUGCUGUGAUGCAGGGGCAGGUGUUGAGAGUGUACAACACAGAAAGAGAGAACUCCUGCAUGGACACGGACAAUAGCGUCGAGUUCACAUUCAGCACCCCGUCUCCUUCCGUUUCUUCUCUACAGAACACGCGAGCCGCCUUCAUGACUUCGGCUCUGAUCCUGGGCGCGCUCUUUUUCCUCUGCUGUAUGGUACUCUUACUGGGAGUGAAAGAACUAAGUGGGCCUGCAGGUGUUGAGAUAGAGAGGCGCUCGUCAUACCGUGCUGAUCUGAAGAAACUGGUUGGCCACGUCUCAUAUCAGCGCCUGGUGCUUGGCUUCCUGUUCACUUCUAUCGCGUUCCAGAUGGCUUUAGGAAACUUUGCAUUGUUCUGCAUCCAUGUGGCAGGAUUGGGAGCUCAGUUCCAGUAUCUCAUGUUGGCUAUACUGGUUUCAGCUACGGUGUCAGUGCCCAUGUGGCAGAUGGUUCUAUUGAGAUUGGGAAAGAAGAAAACUCUCUUUAUCGGCCUACCUAUCUUUAUUCCUGUUAUGAUAGUCCUAGCGUCUGUCUCCGAAAACUUCCCAGUCUACAUGAUCAUGUGCAUUCUGGUUGGCAUCAGUGUAGCUACACUCUUCUUGUUACCAUGGUCCAUGUUGCCAGACGUGGUGGAUGAGUUCAUGGUUGCGAACCCUUGCUGCAGGGCGAUGGAGCCGCUGUUUUUCUCCUGCUCCUGCUUCUGUAACAAGCUUGGAGGAGGUCUCUCUGCUGGCAUAUCCACCAUGACACUACACCUGACAGGUUAUAAAACAGGAGCAUGCAGCCACAGCGGAGGAGUUAUCUUGGCAUUACGCCUGCUUUUGGCACCGAUUCCCAUCGUCCUACUGCUGGUGGGUCUGGUCUUCUUCUAUCUCUACCCCAUCAAUGAAAUGCAGCGAGUGAGCCUCCAAAAAGACCAGGAAGAAAUGAGAGUCAAGUCCCAAAAUAAUCACGAUGUCACAAUAUCCACUUCAUCCAGUGUGAAAUAUUCUACUUCCCAGCCGAGAGGAUUUCCCUCAGCUUCUGCGCAAGAGCACUGCACUGCAGAUCAUAACGCUAGCUUAGACUGCAUGUUGGAGCGGCCAUUUUAUAAACCAAAAUGGAGGUCGAUAAGCAACACGGCUGUAUCUCAAAUCAGUAUAUAUCAGUCUUCACCGAACAGUAAUGAGACACGCUCAAAGAGAGAGGUAGUCACAUGGGUGUAGCAUAAGAGAGAGAAAAGAGAGGGUAUAGUAUCCAUUAAACUGUUCAAAUUUUAUGACUGGUCAAAUUCAUCUAGAUAAUGAUGUCCCACGUGACACACUGUAAAUAAAUAAAUAAAUUGUUGAGAAAAACAAGGCGACUUGAUGCAGUUGUCUCAACAACUAUUUUAUAGUUCUUCUCAGCAACAAUAAAUUGUUUAGCCAACCUAAAUUUCUUUGUCCAUGCAAUGUUGAUUGUCUUAUUUUACUAAUAAAGGCAUUCUUGUCACAGCAACUG